Molecule: messenger RNA, 510 nt
Organism: Panicum virgatum (switchgrass)
Lineage: Eukaryota; Viridiplantae; Streptophyta; Magnoliopsida; Poales; Poaceae
Product: glycine-rich RNA-binding protein 2-like
Exons: 2
Coding region: 1-510 (169 amino acids)
Source: RefSeq, a predicted model, not a curated record
AUGUCUCUGGGGAGCAGCUCGACCGCCGUCCUCGAGCCCGAGGCCCAGGCCCCGGGGGUGAGCUUGAAGAUCGGCAGGACCCUCUCCAUGAGAGGGAUCACCCUCUGCCGGUGGAAAUUCGCGAUGACGGCAGUCGCCAUCAACCCUCUUCGAUCCAGGCGCUCCAGCGCGUCGGUUCAGAGCAUUUUAAACUACAUAACAGGAUGGCCUGCGACGAUUGCAGAUGGCCGAAAGGGGACGCGCGUCGGUGAGGCUUCGGCGGCGGAGUUCGGCGACGGGGCCGACGGUGAGGGCAAUUGCACGGCGGGAGGCAGCGACGGAGGCGCGGCCCUCGCGGCGGCGGAGGCGGUGACGGGGGCACGGCAGGAGGCGGAGAUUGGGGGCGACGGCGGGGGCAGGGCUGGAGGCGGCGGUGGGGGCGCCUCUCGAGAGCAGAGCGGCGGCGUCCGUGGGCCUCGGGGGAGGAGGCUGGUGCGCGGACGCACGGUGGUGGGACUGUGCUGGUUGUAA